Messenger RNA from Adineta ricciae, 1575 nucleotides. The record is from the annotation of a GenBank genome assembly. Lineage: Eukaryota; Metazoa; Rotifera; Eurotatoria; Adinetida; Adinetidae.
AUGUAUAAGAAAUAUCGACGAGCACAGCGAAGAAAUUCAGCUGCGUUAUUACCUCUAAGUCUAAGUACAUCGACGAAAAAAGAAGAGAAAAAGUUGAAAUGCCUCAGUUGGACCAAUGUUGCACUCAACGUUUUGGUACCAUUGAUGAUCGGUGCCGUAACCGUGAUUAUCACUGUUCGUCAGCAAGAGACUGACGAUCGUCGUCAACAGCAAGAACGUGAACUAGAUGAUCGACGAUAUAAUUUAGAGCAAGAACAAGCUGAUGAGCUUCAUAACCAAGAUGUUUUCAAGAAUUACAUCACAGAUAUAUCGAACACCAUCUUCAAACAAUCACAGCAGCAAACAACUACAUUUACUGAUGAUCGAGCACGGUCGGCCUAUAUUCGAAGUCAGACAUUGGUUGCUUUAGAUGAUCUCGAUUGGAAACGAAAAACACGAUUAUUUCUGUUUCUAUAUGAAAACAAACUUUUACCUCGCAUUUCUUAUAAGAAUGGUAUUGACGACUCAAACCAAACAUUCAAUCUUCUCGGAGCGAAUCUAGCGAACAUUACACUCAAGAGUACUCCUUAUAGUACACUUCAAUUUCAUCAGUUAUCGUUGCCAUCUGUAGAUUUAACAAGAGCAUCAUUCAUUCGAAGUAUCUUUUCUCAUGGGUUCACUUUCCAUCUAUCCACAAUGGCUGAUGUCAAGUUCACCGGAUCUGAAUUUCUGUGUUGCGAAAAAGUUUCGGAAGAACUUCAAGAAAUUCUUUUCUUCGCCGAAGCUAUACUAACACGAGCCGAUUUUCAGAAAACCUCUUUUUGUGAUAUCCGCUUUUUCAAAACAGAUUUAGCUUAUGCGAACUUUAGCAACGCUCAAUUCAAAGGAAAUGUCACUUUUUCCAAUACCAAUUUGACACUAACUGAUUUUCGCGAUCUUGACUUAUAUCCCUAUGCUUUUAUUCAUAUUGUUAACACGGAUAUGACCGGUUCUUCUAUAUUAGACAAUGCAAAUCUACAAGCAGCAUUUCAUAAUGGACAGAUGCAGUUCGGCAACGUUAUUUUACCAAACGGAACAUGGAAAAUAGAUACGAGGAAUUUAAUUACUAAUGGGGAUGCCGAAAUAUGUUGUCCUCCAGGACCGAACCCUGGCGUACGUCAUUGGUUUCCUUUUCCAGUGGGAAAAGAUGAUGCAACCACUUCACUCAACGAAAAUUUUAGUAAGACUCGAUUUGGAAAAUGCCAUUUGAACUUCACACUCACUGGCGACGACAUAGAAGUCUCUCAAGUUGUCGAUGUCAUGAACUUUUCGUACAUAUUUGCUAGUAGACAAGCUCGAUACGAACUAUUGAUUGAUGCUAACUGUAUCGAUGGAAUUCUAUCGGCAACUAUAUCUUUCGGUACUGAGUUAGGCGAGCCCAUAUCGAAAUCAGAGUUUCCAAUUCAUGGGACGAAUACAUCUCAGUGGACUACUCGCACUUUCGUUGGAGAAGUACCAGUAGAUACAGAUUACUUAACACUAAUUCUUGGCCGAAUGCACCAUACAGGGUUAUGCUACGUAGACAACAUACAAUUACGUAUUUUUCGACAAACUUGA